AACAGCUGCAGCGAUGGCUGAAGCAAUGAAGCUACAGAAGAUGAAGAUUAUGGCAAUGAACACUCUUCAGGGAAAUGGAAGCCAAAAUGGGACUGAAUCAGAGCCUGAUGAUCUUAAUUCUAAUACAGGUGGAAGUGAAUCAUCCUGGGAUAAGGAUAAGAUGCAGUCUCCUCUUGCUGCUCCUGGAACUCAACAUGGAAUUGCUCACGCAGCCCUGGCUGGCCAGCCAGGCCUUGGGGGUGCUCCUACCCUCAAUCCACUGCAGCAGAACCACUUGCUAACUAAUAGACUGGAUCUGCCAUUUAUGAUGAUGCCUCAUCCCCUACUUCCAGUCAGCUUACCUCCUGCAUCAGUUGCCAUGGCAAUGAAUCAGAUGAACCAUCUCAAUACUAUUGCCAACAUGGCUGCUGCAGCCCAGAUUCACAGUCCACUCUCCAGAGCUGGUGCCUCUGUUAUAAAGGAGCGGAUCCCAGAGAGUCCUUCUCCUGCUCCCUCUCUAGAAGACAGUCAUCGCCCUGGGAGCCAGACCUCUUCCCACCCCAGCAGCAGUGUGUCCAGCUCUCCCUCUCAGAUGGAUCACCAUUCAGAGAGAAUGGUCAUGAUGCCCAACAAUAGAGAGGAACUUAUUGUUGAUCAGGAUAAUGGACCAACCAUCAAAAAAUUCCAAAGGGAUAAUAAGGAUAUCCAGUUUUUCCAGCACCAUUUGCUAAAGAGGUUUUUCUUUCCCCACUGGAUUGUCUGGUACCCUUUGUCAAAGAUCACUUGGCUGCAUCAGAAAGAGGUACCAGUUCAAAUCCCAAUGAUGAAGUCACCUUUGGACAAGAUCCAACUGACUCCUGGGCAGGCAUUGCCCCCUGGAUUCCCCGGACCAUUCAUUUUUGCUGAUAGUUUGUCCUCCGUGGAGACUCUGUUGACCAACAUUCAGGUCAACAAUAUUUCUAUAAACAAAAUAAAUGGUCUACUGAAAGUGGCUUUGGAUAAUGCUCGCAUCCAGGAGAAACAGAUUCAACAAGAAAAGAAGGAACUGCGAAUGGAGCUUUAUAGAGAGAGAGAAAUUAGAGAAAACCUUGAAAGACAGCUUGCUGUUGAGCUACAAAGCAGAACUACCAUGCAGAAGCGACUGAAGAAGGAGAAAAAAGCCAAGAGAAAACUGCAAGAAGCCUUGGAAUUUGAAUCAAAACGCCGGGAGCAAGUGGAGCAGGCACUUAAGCAAGCUACUACUAGUGACAGUGGCCUGAGAAUGUUGAAAGACACUGGAAUUCCAGAUAUUGAAAUAGAAAACAAUGGGACUCCUCAUGAUAGUGCUGCUAUGCAAGGAGGUAACUAUUACUGUUUAGCAAUGGCACAACAGUUUUAUUCAGCCUGA
Messenger RNA from Tupaia belangeri chinensis (Chinese tree shrew), 1366 nucleotides. It is a transcript of the gene DACH2, whose product is annotated as dachshund family transcription factor 2. The record is from RefSeq and is a predicted model, not a curated record. Gene Ontology annotation, cellular component: nucleus; transcription regulator complex. Gene Ontology annotation, molecular function: RNA polymerase II cis-regulatory region sequence-specific DNA binding; DNA-binding transcription factor activity, RNA polymerase II-specific. Gene Ontology annotation, biological process: regulation of transcription by RNA polymerase II. NCBI's taxonomy places the organism in Eukaryota, Metazoa, Chordata, Mammalia, Scandentia, Tupaiidae. The coding region runs from base 14 to 1366 and encodes 450 amino acids. The transcript has 12 exons.